GCGAGUCCAGUGCUCCGGGGGCAACGGCCGCGGCCUGUGGAGGCGGCAGGGACGGUGGCCGCGUUUGGCGCGGCGCAUCCGCACGGGGCUGGGCGCCGCGCGGCUACGCAGCUGACAGGAAGCCGCCUGGGAGAGCCGCGUCGGGGCCUAACGUUAUUUGCUUUUGCCUUUUUUCCCCCCUCCCUUCACGAUUGCCGUCUCGCGCUCCUCCUCAGCGGGAGCCGCUGCGACGCCCCCUCGCGGGCCGCGGCCCGCGGGCCUGAUAGGCGCCGCCCGCGGGAACCUGGAGCCGCCCGCCGGGCCUGGGCUGCCACCGGGGCCUGAAGCCUGGGCGUUCGGCGCGGCGCUGCGGCGGCGGCCGCUCCAACCCGCGCUGGGCGCGCCGGGCCCCGGGCCUGGCCCAGCCGAGCACCGCGGCACUCUCCGGACCGCGGCCACUCAGUCCGGCCCCAACCGCCCUCCGCUGGCCCGCAGCCUCUCGGAGCUGCCUCCGGAGUCACCCCCGGUGGCCUCUUGCCUUCCUCCAGCGGUCCACGGCUCGAUGGGUGGGGUGCUUUUGAACGUCCCCCCUUCUCCCUUUCUCAGCUCUUGACCGCAAGGCCAGAGCCGGCGCCCUCAGCCGCCCGCACGCCGCGAUCCACCUGCCUCCCCUCGGGGAUGGCCCGCCGGUGACUGCCACCGCCGCGCGCCCUCGCUGCCCUCGCCCAGGUUGCGCUCGGUCGCCCCGCACCCGACCCCUCUCCCCUUGUCCGCGGCGUCCCGGCUCCCGGCGACGCCACGAGGGCGAAGAUGUGGCUGAAGCUGUUUUUCUUGCUCCUGUAUUUCCUGGUCCUGUUCGUCCUGGCCAGGUUUUUUGAGGCCAUUGUGUGGUACGAGACUGGCAUCUUUGCUACUCAGCUGGUGGAUCCGGUGGCAUUGAGCUUCAAGAAGCUGAAGACCAUUCUGGAGUGUCGAGGGCUGGGCUACUCCGGGCUGCCUGAGAAGAAAGAUGUUCGGGAGCUGGUGGAGAAGUCAGGUGACUUGAUGGAAGGUGAACUCUAUUCUGCUCUUAAGGAAGAAGAGGCAUCUGAGUCUGUCUCUAGCACCAAUUUCAGUGGUGAAAUGCAUUUCUAUGAGCUUGUGGAGGACACCAAAGAUGGCAUCUGGCUGGUUCAGGUUAAUGAAUGGUCACUGAAGAUCAGAAAGGAAAUGAGAGUUGUUGACAGGCAAAUAAGAGAUAUCCAAAGAGAAGAAGAGAAAGUAAAACGAUCUGUGAAAGAUGCAGCCAAGAAGGGCCAAAAGGAAGUCUGUGUGGUUCUGGCCAAGGAGAUGAUCAGGUCAAGGAAAGCUGUGAGCAAGCUCUAUGCGUCCAAAGCACACAUGAACUCUGUGCUCAUGGGCAUGAAGAACCAACUUGCGGUCCUGAGAGUAGCUGGUUCUCUGCAGAAGAGCACAGAAGUGAUGAAGGCAAUGCAGAGUCUUGUGAAGAUCCCAGAAAUCCAGGCCACCAUGCGGGAGCUGUCCAAAGAGAUGAUGAAGGCUGGAAUCAUAGAGGAGAUGUUAGAGGAUACAUUUGAAAGCAUGGAUGAUCAAGAAGAAAUGGAAGAAGCAGCAGAAAUGGAGAUUGACAGAAUCCUCUUUGAAAUCACAGCAGGAGCCUUGGGCAAAGCACCCAGUAAAGUAACCGACGCGCUUCCUGAGCCUGAACCUGCAGGAGCGAUGGCUGCCUCGGAAGAGGGAGAAGAGGAAGAAGAUGAAGAGGACCUGGAGGCUAUGCAGUCACGGCUGGCCACACUCAGAAGCUAGGGUCACCCAGUUGGGGUCUCAGCUCUCUGGUGUCCUCCUCUAGGUGUGUAUAUGGCCUCUGAGGAGUCACCAUUUCCUAUUUCUCUUGCACUACACCUCUGUUGUGAAGCGUUACAUUUGGAGAGGGUUCUAUGCUGGUAUAUCUUCACUGUCUGCAGAGGACUUAAGGAUUGUUUUUAUGAAGCUGGUGUAAUCAAAUGUGUUAUUUUCAGGAGCAUAAAUAGCAGAAGUUUCUUCCUUGGGGGAGGGCAAAGAAACCCAUUUUCUCAUAAAGCAAUUUUGAGAAGAGUAGAUUGAAUGUUGAGGACUCUAUAUUUGGUGUGUAUGUGUAAAAUACUAUAUUAAUGGAUAUCAAUAAACUUCUGCUUUAGCUCUUGGUCUCAUUGUAAAUGUCACAUGCAAUGAACUCAAGGUAUUGAUCUCCCAGAUUGUCUCAGUGUUUGCCUUGGAAAGAGGAAGUGCCAUCUUCAGGCAUCAGGACAUGGGAGCUCAGCAGAAGUGCCUUCUGCUCAGGAGCCUCUGGUCCUGGUCUCACAGACUGGUUGUGGGGGUCACUCUUGUGCAUUCUAUCAUUUGUUUAGCCUUUGGGUUAAUAUGCUACAUUGGCUGAAUGACCAUAUCAUACACUGGUGUGUACAUGGGAAUCUUUGUAGCUGUUAGUCGUUUCUUCCCCACUGCAAAUGACAUGCAGAACAGUAAGCUCUGGGAUCAGGACUCUUACAUUCCAUCCCUGCUUGGAGCUAAGUGUCUUGUACACAGGGACAUAGCCUUAACCCUGAACACUAAGAGCUAACCAGUAAGAUGUUUGGAUUGUGCAUUGAAACAUACAUACCAGGACAUGCUUUAGAUGCAUUAAGAAAUAACCCAACAAUAGCACUGUGGGUAACAGUUUGAAAAGCUUUCUGGUAUGCAUGGUCUCGGGUAGUCUUCACAAAUGAGAAGAGUUGUUAUCUGAAGUCACAAACCCUAAAGUACAACAGCCAGUGUCCACCAGUAUUGUACAGAAUGGCUUCAUUACCCAAAAACAACCCCAUGUGCUGUUCAUUGCUUCCUCUCUAAUCCCUUGGCAUCCCCUGAGCUGGUUACUGUCUCUGUGGGUUUUCCUUUUCCAGCCUUUCAGUGUGUCUUCCCUCAUGUGCUGAUAGGCAGUUAAGCUCCUCCGUGGAUUCAUGACUUGACUGUUCAGCUUUUCUCAUUGAGCAGCAUUCCAUUUUCUAGCCAUACUACAAUUUGUCUCGAAGGCCAUCUGGACUUCUUCUGAGUUUGGGAGUUUGAAGCAAUGUCUGCAGCAGUUUUCCCUGUAUGUUUUUAAUUCCUCUGGAUACCAGAGAGCUCAACCAUGGGGCAGUGUGGUCGGCACAGAUCUGUGCUGUAAGAGGUAAACCAGCUGUGCAGAGCACAUACUGUCCACCUCCCAGGAGGAAGAGUUCUGCCUGCCAUUCUGUGUCCUUGGCAGAAUUUGUCAUGAGGGAUUUCUGUUGAAGUACACUGGGCGUUUGUUUUUAUACUUGCCUUCUCUGUAUCUUGUUUGAAAAUGUUGAAAUAGUGGCCUUGAACUCAUGACCUGUCUGCUCUACCAACACACUGAGCUUGCCACCUGUAUUUCUCCAUUGUUGGUGUUUGUUCAUUUUAUAAACUGGAUUGUUUGUUUUCUGAUUAUUCAAUUUUAAGGACCUCUUACAUAUUUUGGACCAAUCAUCUAUCAGAUUUUAUCCUUUUCUCUGUUCUGUUCUCUUAUUGUUGACAGUUUUUCAAAACUGAAGUUUUUAGGUUUUUUUUACUUUUAAUAAAGCCCUGCUUCUCGA
Molecule: messenger RNA, 3590 nt
Organism: Mastomys coucha (southern multimammate mouse)
Lineage: Eukaryota; Metazoa; Chordata; Mammalia; Rodentia; Muridae
Gene: Chmp3
Product: charged multivesicular body protein 3
Exons: 7
Coding region: 790-1785 (331 amino acids)
Biological process (GO): protein ubiquitination; endosome transport via multivesicular body sorting pathway; protein transport
Cellular component (GO): endoplasmic reticulum; ESCRT III complex; multivesicular body
Molecular function (GO): ubiquitin-protein transferase activity
Source: RefSeq, a predicted model, not a curated record